Messenger RNA from Mesorhabditis spiculigera, 939 nucleotides. Lineage: Eukaryota; Metazoa; Nematoda; Chromadorea; Rhabditida; Rhabditidae. The record is from the annotation of a GenBank genome assembly.
AUGUUCCCCUGCCGCAUCGUGGUCAAGGCCCUAGCCGCCAGCUACUGCCACCUGCCCCUUGAGACGAUCAGCGUAGAGGGCAAAUACGAGCUGACGGGGAUGCGGAAUUUGGUGUUGCAGACCUGGGCUUUAUUUUCAUUACUGCUUGGAAUUGCCGCAAAUAUUCGUUACAAUCAGAAGAUCUACACACAUGUAAAAGCCAUCAAAUUUGCCGACCCAAUGAAAUAUGGCUUCCGAAUAAUCUUCCAUGAUGAAUUCCUUAAAAGCACCCUUGCUCCAACUCUCCUCCCUACCCUCUACAUCACCGCAAUCCCGUUGAAAAAGGACGAGACGACGGUGACCAAGAUGUUCUACCCGGAUACGAUUUACGAGGACAAGCAGGUUGCCAUCAACGAUUUGAAAGAGAAAUCGUGGUACAUUGUCUGCAUCGAAUGGGAAAAUAUCAGCCGACACAACGAGACGACUGGCUCGGAUUGCAAGCUUUUCAGAACGCUUGACCGUAUGGGUAAAUCGGCCGAUUCGACGCUGGGCGAUAUUGGAAUCCCGGAGACGGAAAGUCAAUCAAUAGCCUAUAGAUUCCGGGUCCAUGCCGAAUUUCCGAUCAGAUAUACGAUCGGAUUGAGUGGUGGUAGUGGCCCAACUCCACCUUCUCAUGUCUUCAUGGUCACCCAACCCUCAGAUCUUGAGGGCAUGUUCACCUACUUGCGACAAUAUACCAAUUACGGCAAGUUAUGCAUUACUGAAGAACCGUUGACCACGGGUUACUCCGCUAUGGGACGAUUUGUCAGCAGCCCAUACGUUCAUAAAUGCUACUUUGGUGACUUAACAACGAAAGACUAUGAUAUCCAAACAUACGAUAGCGAAGCUUUGGCGAGAAGCGCAUCAACAUUUUCUAAAUUACUUUCUUUGAUCAUCCUUCCGGUCCUGCUCUUACUUAAA